GUUCUCGCACUCUUCUAUGUUUCAGUUCUCCGGGCAUCAAUUCCGUGAAGGAGAAACGGGGGUUACGACGUUGUUUACAUUCAGUUUAAUUAUGCAAAAUACAUUAAUACUCAUUGCAUUUUACAAUCAGUAAGUUCAAAAACCCUAAAUCUCUGCGCACAAAUCCGUGUCGUUCACAUACUACGUCAAGAAAAUGCUGCCGCCUAAAAUAGAAAAACCGGAAAUUGUAGUUGAAAUCGGCAGUAGCGACGAUGAAGACGUUCCACAAGUCAACCCAACUUCUAAUAAAACGACACCUCAAUGCGUACCCCUAAUGCAGCUACAGCAACAGCAAGACGUUGCAGCAAUCACACCACCGGUUCCGGUUAAAGAAGGGUUUGAAUCCAGAAGUUUCUGGAAAGCCGGGGCUUAUGCUGUGGGACCCACCACUGUACUGGCUCCUUUUGAAGGUUCAUUGGAGCAUGCUCGUGUACACCCUAAAUUUCUGCAUUCAAAUGCUACUUCUCAUAAAUGGGCGUUUGGAGCAAUUGCUGAGCUUUUGGAUAAUGCUGUUGAUGAGGUACAAAAUGGUGCAACCUUUGUGAAGGUCGAUAAAAUUGAUGUCUUGAAGGAUGGCUCUCCAGCUUUACUUUUCCAAGAUGAUGGCGGUGGAAUGAAUCCUGAAUGUCUGCGAAAAUGCAUGAGCUUGGGCUAUUCGACAAAGAAGGGAAGCUCGACAAUUGGACAAUAUGGUAAUGGAUUCAAGACAAGUACCAUGCGACUUGGUGCUGAUGUUAUUGUCUUCAGUCGGGCAACUAAUGCAAGCAAAGCUACCCAAAGUGUUGGUCUUCUAUCUUAUACCUUUUUGCGGAAAACUCAGCAGAAUGACGUGAUUGUUCCAAUGAUUGAUUUUGAUAUUUCUGGCCAUUGGGCAGACCCAAUAACUUAUGGCUCACAGGAUGAUUGGUCUUCUAACUUGGAAACCAUCCUUGAAUGGUCACCCUUUGCAUCAAAGACUGAGCUCAUGGAACAGUUUGAGGAAAUUGGACCACAUGGAACAAAAGUGAUUAUUUAUAACUUGUGGCUGAAUGAUGAAGGCAUAUAUGAACUAAAUUUUGAUGACGAUGAUGAGGAUAUACGUUUGAGAGAUGAAGCUAACCAUGGACAUUUGAAAAAGUUGUCCAAAAGAGUGCUUGAACUUCAAUCCCAUAUCACUUACCGCUUUCGUUAUUCAUUAAGGGCAUAUGCUUCCAUGUUGUAUCUAAGAAAGUUUGAGAACUUCAAAAUUAUAUUAAGGGGAAAACCGAUAGAGCAGCUUCAUAUUGCAGAUGAGUUGAAAUAUAAGAAGGUGGUAACAUAUAGGCCUCAACUAGCUACAACAAUGAAAGAGGCUUGUGUGGAAACUACUAUUGGAGUUUUCAAAGAUGCACCUGCUCUUACAGUUUGCGGAUUGAAUGUGUACCAUAAAAAUCGCCUCAUCAGGCCCUUCUGGAAAGUCAAUGGUGAAGGUUCCGUAAGAGGGAAUGGUGUUGUUGGAGUUCUGGAAGCAAAUUUCAUGGAACCAACACAUGAUAAGCAGGACUUUGAGAGGUCUGCACUCUUUGUUCGGCUGGAAUCUAGGCUGAAGCAGAUGACAAUUGAAUACUGGAAAGACAACUAUCACUUAAUUGUACUUCAGCAUCCAGGUUCCAGUUCACAUAAUAAGCUAAAGAGAGACCCUGCCCAACCUCCUGAUGGACAUGCAGUUGACAUUCAGAAGCAAAUGCCUGCUAACCAACAAAAUGUCGAUUUUUCAUCUAAUGUCAAUGAAGGGAUGCAUCUAGGUCAACCUAUUGUUGGUCUUCAGGCAAACAUGAGGCAGAGUAUGAGAAAUGAGCAUCCUGCUAUACAGCCGAGUAUUGCACUCACUGAUGGAUAUAACGAUGAAGUCAUAUAUGAAGAUCGUCUAAUGUCAAUGUCAGCUGAUCAGUUAUGUGAGGAGAACAUAAACCUUUUCAUGAAGUGUGAGGAGCGCAGGCAGAAAGAGGCUGAAUUGAAUAAAUCGAUUGAAGAAUUAGAGAAGCGGUUGGAGCAAGCGAAAAGGAGGAAUGCACAAGUGUCAUUGCACUUGGAAGCCAGGAAGAAGGCUUCGGAACAAGCAGGAAAGGUUCCAUAGAAGUAAUUUUGAAGUUCCUGGUGGGACGAAAGCCAUGACCGACCUAAUGAUCUUUUGUGGGAAUAUCAAUUUGAAGUUUUCCUUUUCUUUGUUUAGAGGAAGAUCCACAUGAUCAUACUCAUGACCAAUUUUGGAAUGGGUUGGCUUAUUUGUAUAUUUCAGUUUAGUCUUCUGCUUCUUUGGGAUUGCUCAACAUUGGUUAUCUUGGUAGCUUGGCGUGGACCAUACUGAUGUACAGUAAUGAAAUUGCUAUUUAAGGAGUAUUUUUAAUUUUCUAUGAAGAUGAACUUCAGUUGUAAACCUUUAAAACUAGCGGCGAAAAUUGAAGUACCAAUACUUCGUAAAAUAAUCUUAUAAUUUUAAGCGGUUGGAUUUCAUCC
Molecule: messenger RNA, 2514 nt
Organism: Pistacia vera
Lineage: Eukaryota; Viridiplantae; Streptophyta; Magnoliopsida; Sapindales; Anacardiaceae
Product: protein MICRORCHIDIA 2-like
Exons: 18
Coding region: 194-2134 (646 amino acids)
Cellular component (GO): nucleus
Molecular function (GO): ATP hydrolysis activity
Source: RefSeq, a predicted model, not a curated record